Aspergillus homomorphus CBS 101889 is the source of this 3318-nucleotide messenger RNA. RefSeq names its product Sad1/UNC domain protein. Gene Ontology annotation, cellular component: cytoplasm; membrane. Bases 427 to 3015 code for a protein of 862 amino acids. NCBI's taxonomy places the organism in Eukaryota, Fungi, Ascomycota, Eurotiomycetes, Eurotiales, Aspergillaceae. The transcript has a single exon. Gene Ontology annotation, biological process: protein folding in endoplasmic reticulum. The record is from RefSeq and is a predicted model, not a curated record.
GUCGCUUCCACUGUUUCCUUUCAUCUGUGUGACUCUUCUCCUCCUCCUGACCCUUCUUGUCUCGUCAUCUGCCCGCAUUAUUCUUUCUUGCGGCUGGGCGAGGUCGAUAAAGGGUGUUGGUUGCUUAUCUCCUCGCGCAUUUCCUGUCGUCGGCCCCCAACCUAAAUUUGAAAUCGCCUUCCAAAACACUCACUGCCGCUAGAUCAUACUGUAUCACCUUACCCAUAGACAAUGCGUGAGUGUGCGGCGGUGGACCUUCCCUCUCUGAGCUGAAGCCUGUCUACUGCGAACAAGACGCUGCGAUUAGCAACUAACUUCGCUUAUUCGAACCGCUGAGAAUCAAAACUCCACACAGAACAUCUCCACCGCCGUUCCUUCCCCUCCCCCCCCUUGGACGUCAAGGAAAGGGGGACACGCCCAGGGAAAAUGACCGGGUGGACAGCGACCCAAUGGAUACCCUGGAUGACUCUGAUCUCGACCUGGAUCGACGGCACCGGCGCUAACCAAUCCCCGUCCGUCUGCCUAGCUCGCGAUGGGUUCGAUCUCGGCGCCGAGCUGAUCCAGUGGCCUGCCUGUGUCGAGACGCGAUGGGGACACCACCGUCCCGAGGUGGAUGCGGCCACCUAUAUCUCCCAUACAUCUUCGGCAGCGGCAGCGUCAGCAGGAGCAACGUCGGUGACGGUCUCCGCGAUCCCGACCUCCACGGAGGAACAGCAACAGCAGCGGACCGACCAAGAGCUCGACACGGAAUCUCCGCUCGAUAAUGCGAAGUUCCUCUCCUUUGAGGACUGGAAGAAGCAGAAUCUGGCCAAGGUCGGGCAGUCGGCGGAGAACGUGGGUGGGAAUCGCCGGGGUGGCGUGGCGGGCAACAAGGAGGAUCGGCGACGACCCACGGGGAUCAAUAAUGCGCUGGACUCGCUGGGCGACGAUGCGGAGAUUGAGCUGGACUUUGGCGGCUUCGGCGCGGAUACGGCGCCCGAGGCGACGAAGCCCACCGCUUGGGGCGCGGCUAUGGUGUCCCCCUCUACGGAGGCGAAAAGCGAGGGGAUGUCUGGGGCGGGAGUCGAGGGCGCGGGCGCGGAGGAUGGAAGGGCGCAGAGUGUACCUCAGACCGGGGUGUCUCGUUCGAAGGAUGCGGGGACGACCUGCAAAGAACGGUUUAACUAUGCGUCCUUUGACUGCGCGGCGACGGUGCUUAAGACGAACCCGGAGUGUACCGGGUCGUCGUCGGUGCUGAUUGAGAACAAGGAUAGCUACAUGCUGAACGAGUGUCGCGCGAAGAACAAGUUCCUCGUCCUCGAACUGUGCGACGAUAUCCUGGUCGAUACGGUCGUGCUCGCCAACUACGAAUUCUUCAGCUCCAUCUUUCACACCGUCCGUGUGAGCGUGGCGGAUCGGUAUCCCGCUAAAUUGGACCAGUGGCGCGAGUUGGGUGUCUACGAGGCCCGCAAUACGCGCGAGGUGCAAGCCUUUGCCGUCGAGAACCCACUGAUCUGGGCGCGGUACCUGAAGAUUGAGUUUCUUACGCACUACGGUAACGAAUUCUUCUGUCCGCUGAGCUUGAUUCGUGUCCAUGGGACAACGAUGUUGGAGGAGUACAAACAUGACGGCGAGACUGCCCCUGUGGACGAUGAGAUAUCAGAGGAAUCACUGGAGCCGGCUCCACCGGCUCCGGAUCUUGAGACUACAACUACGGUUGUGGAAUCGUCUAAGCCAGUGGUCACUGAAUCGGCGGACACGGCAUCGACCAGCGAUGCAAAGGACGAGGCUUGCCACCAGUCUGGGUCGGAUGUGGAUGUGCCAGAGCUGCGCGAGCUUCUGGGACUACUAGAUACCUGUGACGAACAGGAGGCGCCGGCUACCAGUGCUGGACCUGACGUGGCUGCUCAGCCUCCGUCCUACCGACCUGUUUCGAAUGAAACGUCUCCGUCCCAGGGCCAAGAAAGCCCGGCCUCAGGAAAGGACAAGGAGGCCUCAUCUCGAGAGCCAGGAGAGCCAAAGGCGUCAAGUGUCAUAGGGACAAUGGCAACAGACUCACCAUCGUCUUCUACAACCGCUGCAAACUCGGAGACUGUAUCUCCUAGCCCUGUGACCGAAGCGGACAGCAAGACUGCUGUGCCCCAGAAGGAUGAGCCCAGCAGUGUAGCUGAACCGACCAGGUCGAGCAUGACCCAGCCACCGUCGUCCAAUCCAACGACACAGGAGUCGUUCUUCAAGUCCGUGCACAAGCGACUUCAGAUGCUGGAAUCUAACUCGAGUCUGUCGCUCCAGUACAUCGAAGAGCAAUCGCGCAUCUUGCGAGACGCCUUCAACAAAGUCGAAAAGCGACAGCUGGCGAAGACGUCGACAUUUCUGGAGGGCUUGAACGUGACCGUGUUGAAUGAACUGAAGCAGUUCCGAGAGCAGUAUGAUCAGGUGUGGAAGAGCGUGGCGCUGGAAUUUGAGCACCAGCGUAUCCAGUACCACCAGGAGAUCCAUUCCCUCAGUUCGCAGCUGGGCGUGCUGGCGGACGAGUUAGUCUUCCAGAAACGCGUGGCCGUCAUCCAGAGCAUGAUGAUCCUCUUCUGCUUUGGUCUGGUGCUCUUUGCGCGGGGCACCGCCAAUGGUUACAUUGAGAUUCCUCGUGUGCAGAAUAUGGUCACGCGCUCGUACAGCCUGCGCUCGUCUUCGUCGCCGUCCCCGCCGUACGGCUCCCCAUUAGUGAGUCCGACGUCAACACGUCCCGCGUCUUCUGGUCGACGGACCGGCGGACAUCGGCGGAAUGUGUCCGAGGACUCGCAGGACGAGCUUCUCAGCCCGACGCUGGCCUAUUCGCCGCCAACGCCGGUUUCCGUUGCGAUGAGCUCGGCGGAGGAUGAGGGAUCCGAGCGUCGAGGAGAGGAUCGCCUUGAUCUGCCGGAGGUUCCACCGGUCCAGCGUUCCCGUAGCAGUCCUCCUGACCUCCCGCGCGAGGAAGGUACCUCUGGAUCCGAGACAUCCCCGGUGGAUAAUGCCGUUGACUCACUCGAGCGGUGAAUGGCUGCCUUGGAUAGAGCAGUGGCAAGGAGGGGAAGCAGGGAUAUGAUGAGUGGCUGAGGAAGCUUAUCGACAUUCCUGGUUGUCUGUCUCCGCCAGCUGCGUGUUUCCAGGUCAACUCCGUCUGGCCUCUUUGCGUUUGCGUUUGUUUGUCUGUAUCUCUCUCUGUGUUUAUUGGGCGGGCGCGGAAUGGAUUGUUUUGUUGAUUAUACCUUAUCUGUAUGUUCUGUAUGGGACACGAGACGAUGACGACUAGAUUAGUACUACUGAACUGGAUUCCUGCAGGAAUCGAACGACUUUCCC